This is a messenger RNA of Heterobasidion irregulare TC 32-1, 5520 nucleotides long. RefSeq lists its product as uncharacterized. Lineage: Eukaryota; Fungi; Basidiomycota; Agaricomycetes; Russulales; Bondarzewiaceae. The coding region runs from base 1 to 5520 and encodes 1839 amino acids. Gene Ontology annotation, biological process: chromatin remodeling; negative regulation of transcription by RNA polymerase II. Gene Ontology annotation, cellular component: nucleus; chromatin. The record is from RefSeq and is a predicted model, not a curated record. Gene Ontology annotation, molecular function: histone binding; chromatin binding; ATP hydrolysis activity. The transcript is spliced from 20 exons.
AUGAGCGAUGCGGAGCCAUCUUCGGACCCUAUCCAACUAUUACCACCCAGAAGAACAGUCAAUCCUGAGACCGCGUUCUAUGCUUCUUUGAGCCCUCUCUCAACUGGCUCUCAGCUCUCAGAGGCCGUUGCUCACGUCGCCGCGGCAGCACCCGUACCAUACGUCCAGGUGGCACAAUUAGCACCUUCAGAACGCGUCGUUUACCAUGAACUUGCUGAACUCGAAUUGACGUCGGACCACGAGCUGUAUAACUUCACACCCCAUUCUGUGGUCGGCGAGUUCCGUCAGGGCUCUGUCUUGUGGUAUUUUGCAAGAGACAAAGUGGGGCCAGCACACAAGUUCAAAGCAGCAGAGUUCGCGAAACAGUACCCCACCCUCGCCGAAGAUUUCCAACGUAGGAAGAUGGAUGGAACGUUGCCUUCUUUCGACCCGAAUGGACCUGAUGUUCACCCACAGUCGCGUGUCAAGAUGACGAUCGCCUUCACUGAACUGCAAAGACAAGUAAAGCAACAAAAUCUCGUGCGCGCCGGGCCAUCACGCAUCCCAUUUGACAACGAAGGUGAAGAGUGGGAUAACGACAUUGCUGAGGGCAGUUCUCCCACCCGUGUCGAAGACAGCGAGGCUGAGAGCGAGGAUGAAGACGAGGACGAAAGCGACUUCUUGGUGGGGAGCCGUGUUACCCGUGGGACCACUAAAGCCACUGCCACCAACAAACGGUUCACAAGAAGAGGACAGUUACCUUUCAGCCCGAGAAAAACGCGGUCCAAGAACGUGGUGAUCAACGUGGAUUCGGACGACGAGGACGGUAGUCCAGUCGAGACUGCUCAAGCUCUGCGGCGUUCUAGCAGGGCCACAACAAAUCGCAGGAAAACCCUGGCUGACGACGACUACCAAAGCGACAAUUCGGACGACUCUGGCUCUCAGUUUGAGGCUCAUUCUCGUGGGUCUAGAAAGGGGAAAGCUACGCAGCCCAAAAAAGUGCGUCGCGGAAAAGAGGCCCGUCCAGCGUAUGGUCAUUUCCGCCUGGUCGCAGACCUAGACUACGAUCCAUGUGAGGACGAAGAUACCGUCGCUCUUCGUGCACACCGAGAUAUAUGCCAGAAGUGCCAGCGUAAGCCAACGCACCUCCUCUUACUGAAACCGAAGGGUAGAACCAAAAAGAAGAGGGCGGACGAUGAAGAUCAGGAUUCGGAGGAAGACUUGGCUUCGUUAGGCGGCUGGGUGAGAUGCCUCAAGUGCCCCUUAUCAGCUCAUUGGAGCUGUUUGGCCGGUACACAACGCAACGAGAUCCUCAAAGCAGCGCUCCAACGAGAUCGAAACAGAUGGCAACAAGCUGCGAAAUUUGCCGAAGGAAACGAUACAAAUGUGUUGCCUGAGCCUAAGCGGCGCGAUAGCCUCAGUGCCUAUCAAACAACCGAGUUCAUAUGUGCGAUGUGCAUGAAAGGCGGUGUGUGCAUGGGCUGUUUGGAUGUCGCACUGGAACCAGAAGAUUCACAUUCGAAGCCCAAUGACGACAAUAUCGUUCCCUCGAAGAUGGGCUCAAAGGAUCCGGAAGGCUCUCCUAGAGUAACUCUUAAUGAUGUCGAGAUAAACGACGUUCCUCAAGUGCCUGUUAGUGGUUUGUCUGCAGAAGAACCCAAUAACUCGUCUAGUGCUCUUCAAAAAGAACUAUUGUUCCGAUGUUCAUUGUGUCGACGCCUAGCUCAUUAUGCUCACCUUCCUUCUCCUGACGACACUGCCGUUGACGAUGGCGAUCUUGUUGGCCGUGCGAUGAUCGCUAGUUAUUAUCAGCAUGAAAACAAUUGGACAUGUGCGGAUUGUUCUUCUUAUCAGUACACUGUCGACAAUAUCUUGGCUUGGCGACCCUUUCCUCCAAAUACCAUCGAACCUCUUCAGCUUGCGGGUCAAACUCCACAUUACAAAGAACCACUUUCUCGAGAAUACCUGGUCAAGUGGCUCGACCGAAGCUACAGACGCACUAGCUGGGUUCCUCACGGAUGGCUGUUAGCCACACACGCCGCAAAGUUAAGGCAUUUCUUGGCAGAUGGAUCCAGAAUCGAGCUUUUGAAGGAGCCUGUCAAAGAGGAUGCGAUUGCGAAUGCCGUAGCCGAGGGAGGCAUUGGCGUCGCAGAGGAGUCGAGAGAGUCUUCGGUCAGGCUUGACACUGUCAAGUCAGCUAUAUCUUUGUUCUUAGGUGCUCUCCCCGACGCGGACCGUCGGAUUCCUCCGGCUUGGAAGACCAUAGACCGCCUUCUUGACGUCAAGUUAUGGUCCCCCGUCAGGCAAAGCUCGAAGACAAAAUCAUCCAAGCGCACUGCGAAGGAUGCCAUUGUCAUUAGCGACGACGAGGAUGAAGAUGAUGAAGAUGACGCCGUGAUUGAAGCCCGGUAUCAGCGCAACGCUGCCUUUAAAGACGGCGAACCGCCUGAUGAGCACUUCAUGAUAGGCAUAGAUGAGUUCGAAAAGACUCGAACUAUGGUCGCGGAAGACAUUAGCAAGGUGGUGUGGGCGUUCAUCAAGUGGGAUGAUUUAGGCUACGAUGAAGCUACUUGGGAUUCUCCACCUCGCACUGGAGAGCCCGGUUACGAAGCUUUCGAAGCCGCAUUCAGGUAUCUGAUUGAGUCCCGAAAGGUCACUGUACCUUCACGCACCAAGGCUCAAUAUCAAGAGUUAGAUAACCGGAAGAAGGACGGCUACGCCCAUUACCGAUUGCUAGAGGGACAGCAGCCUAAUCUGGGGCAGAGCGAGCAACUUAAACUCAUGCCUUUCCAGAUUGAUGGCUUCAACUGGCUUUGCGAUAAUUGGUAUAACCACCAAUCUAGUAUCCUCGCCGACGAAAUGGGUUUGGGCAAGACCGUCCAAAUUGCAACAUUUGUGGGCAAGAUAAUAGCGCAGUGGAAAGCAUAUCCGGUUCUUAUUGUCGUCCCUCAGUCCACAAUCACAAACUGGGUCCGAGAACUCGCACGAUGGGCACCCGCUCUUCGCGUCGUUCCUUUCUAUGGCGAAGCCAAAUCCCGUGAAAUCAUCAAGCGGUACGAACUGAAACACACACGUAUAUCUUCUGGAACGACGGGAGCCAAAUUCCAUGUGUUGGUCACUACUUACGAUAACGUCUCAAAUUCGAAAGACUUCACGCCUGUGUUUAAGAGCAUCGCCAGGUGGGAGGUGUUGGUCGUAGAUGAAGGACAGAGACUCAAGAAUGAUAAUAGUCUUCUUUUCAAGAAGUUGAAUGAGCUAAAGAUUGCACAUCGCAUCAUCAUGACCGGCACACCGCUGAACAACAACAUUCGUGAACUCUUCAACUUGAUGAAUUUCUUGGAUCCGGAUCAGUGGAAUGACUUGGAACAGCUAGAGAAAGACCACGAAGAAUUGACCGAGGACCUCGUCAAACAACUGCAUGAGCGAUUGCGGCCCUAUUUUCUGCGACGUGUCAAAGCAGAUGUCCUGCAAUUACCACCCAAGAAUGAGGUCAUUGUUCCCGUCUCGAUGACAUCUCUUCAAAAAGAAAUAUACAAAUCGAUAUUGAGUAAAAAUCUUAGCAUCUUGAUGACCUUGACUCGGUCUUUGGGAGAUUCGAAGACUAGGUCAUCUUCGAGCGGUGUCAAAAGCAAUAUGAUCAAUAUCCUCAUGGAGCUACGAAAAUGUAUACAGCAUCCCUAUCUCGUGUCAAACGACAUCGAGCCUAAGAAUCUGAGCGAGCGAGAGUCGCAUGAGAGGUUGGUUGCUGCCAGUGCAAAGUUGAGGCUGCUCAGGGCAUUACUACCAAAGCUCAAAGCCCGGGGACACCGUGUCUUGCUAUUCAGUCAGUUCGUCAUAGCACUGAAUCUCAUUGAAGACUUCCUCAUUGGAGAGGAUUUCAAAUACUUGCGUUUGGAUGGUUCGACCAAGCAAGCCGAACGCCAAAAAGGGAUGGAUGAAUUCAAUCGUCCGGGCUCCGACGUUUUCAUCUAUAUGCUGUCCACACGCGCUGGUGGUGUUGGUAUCAAUCUCUGGAGCGCAGACACCGUUAUCAUCUUCGAUCCCGAUUUCAAUCCACAUCAGGCCAUCGCGCGUUCGCACCGAUACGGUCAAACCAAGCCAUGCUUGGUCUUCAAGCUCAUGGGCAAAGAUACUGCCGAAGAACGGAUAAUGCAAGCUGGGAAGAAGAAGCUGGUUCUGGAUCAUGUCAUUGUGCAAAAAAUGGACAACGACGAGGCCGGCGAAGACGUAAAAUCUAUCUUGACUUAUGGCGCCAAGGCUCUGUUUGAAGACGACCAAACCGCUCGUGAUAUUAUAUAUACCGACCACGAUGUGGACAAUCUCAUUGAGAAGACCGAAACAGAAGGAGACCAAGAAGAGGCUAAAGUUCCUGGUAUGACAUUCGCAUUCGCCAAGGUCUGGGCCGCAGACAAAGAAGGUUUAGAGGAGAUGGCUGACGAAAUCCCGGAGUCCAAUGAACCUUCCGAUUCAUGGGCUCAGGCUUUGCAACGAAUUGCGGACGAGCGUUCCAAAGUUCAGACUAAUGAACGCACUGGGCGUGGUGUCCGUCGCAAAGCUGCUGUCGCUGCGAGCAUGAAGCCGCAGCAAACAUUUGACCUUGAGGAUUCAUCUACGAAGGACAAGUCCGGGGCUAAAAAGCAGGACAGAUCGAAGUCGAUCAUCUCGGACGACUCCGACGCAUAUAUGGACACAUUCUCAAUGGCAUCCGACAACGAAGUAACGGAUGACUUCACAAUGGCCAUGGAUGGUGUUGCUCCCAAAUCGACACAGCCAGUCCAUGCUUCGAUCAACGGGGCGUCUGGACUGUCGGAGCCACCUCCCCAAUACCGCACUCCUGAGAAUCAACGGUCGGUCACUGUUCAAGACAAGGCACAAAGAGAAUGUGGACUAUGCGGCACACGGCACGCGGGGCCUUGUGCUAUGACUGAGAGCUCAGAGAAUUUGGCUGAGUACAGGAUGCUUCUAUUCAAUCAGGCAAAGGAUGAGGAUAUUGAAGAACGGCGCGCAGCGAUUCAAGCCAUUGACGAAACCUUAAGCCAACGUGGACGAAUCGACCUGAUCUACGGCCAGCCUCUCCAGCUUGUCGAAUCAAGUCCUAAUUCGGCCCCUCCAGUAAAAAAUGGAAAAUCUCGUUCUAAUCAACGAAAUCCUCCACCUAUCACUCCGGCUCACCCUGUCAAGAUGGUCGACAAGCCCACUCCGAUGCGACCUCCUUCGCCUCCGCCCGUUGCUGGGCCCUCUCGUGUGACAUCUAUGAGCAGCUCUUUGAAACGCUCUGCGACCCCGCACGAUGAUCACACAAAUUCGAAGAAGGUCAAAAACGGCAAGGAAUCGAUAUGCCCUGUCUGCACGAGGUCUCCCCACCACUUAGUGAUAGAUUGUCCUGUUGUCGCAGCGGGACCAGCGAGUAUAUCAAAAGCAAUUGCAACCUUGGAGCAGCACUCGAGACACGAUCAAAUCGUUCAGAUGCUUCGCAAUCUCUUGAAAAAGCGGAAGAAGCGAGAGUCGUUUUUGUCCGAUACAACAGGGCUUAGUACUUAG